AUGCUCCUCGAAAACACCGUCGUCCAGGGCGUACUCCCAACACUUCUCUUUCCGCUACCAUUCCCCAACAGUAGCGACCAUGGACUUCUCAAUAAAGUGUUCCACCAUACCAGAGACUUCUACCCCGUCUAUGUCACCGUCUACCAAUUCUCCAUCUUCAUCGGGCGCUCCAGCAUCUCCUUCUUCCGCCCGCCCGGCACGGCAAUCCUAUGUCUCCUCCAGGCGAUAAUCCUCACCCUCCAAGUCGCCGAGAGCCUCUCCAUGAGCUCGAACCUCCCCAACACGCUCUAUGGGCCCCCAGCGGUCCUCUGCGCCGUCGCAGCAAUGGGGUUGUGUGGCGGCUUCGCAUUCAGCGAGACCUACUGGCGGGUGCGGAACGGGGUUCUACCGAAGGGCGUGUGGAAGGAGCUAGGGCGCGCACGAGGCGGGUAUCACUUACUCGGUGGGAGUGGGGAGGAGGAUGAGGAGGGGGAGAGGGCGAUGCGGGAGUUUCUGUUGAGCGCGGUGGCGCCGCCGGAUACGGUUGCGGUACUAGUGGCGAGUGUGGUGGGGAUGAGGGUGCAGGGGGGGUUGUGUGCUGUGCAGGUUGCGGGCGGGAGGAUGUUGUGUAGGCAUAUGGGGGAGUAG
Morchella importuna is the source of this 627-nucleotide messenger RNA. RefSeq lists its product as uncharacterized. The transcript has a single exon. Bases 1 to 627 code for a protein of 208 amino acids. The record is from RefSeq and is a predicted model, not a curated record. Lineage: Eukaryota; Fungi; Ascomycota; Pezizomycetes; Pezizales; Morchellaceae. Gene Ontology annotation, biological process: regulation of intracellular pH. Gene Ontology annotation, cellular component: membrane; vacuole.